GUCGGCGCCACGGGCAUCGUGCGGAGAUCUGGUUCAUCCUUCACGUGCCCGGAGUGGGCGUGCUGCAGGCCCCGCAGCAUCCCGACACCGCAGUCUUCAACACCGACGGGAAAACCUUCUCCGCCGCAGGGCUGACCUUUGAACCAGUGGAGGCCAUGAGAACAUGGAAAGUACAGUUCAACGGACUGAUGAGACUGACAGAGUCACCACGUACCGAUGUCACAAAGGAGGAGGGUCGUUUGGUCCAUGUCAAGUUCUCCUUCAUGUGGUCUGCCUACACCCUGCCCUUCAACUUUGACACUGACAUUCAUCCUCGAGCCAUCGCCCGUGCCAUGGCCAUCGAGAAGUGGAACAAGCAGUUCUUCCAGGACUUAAGAAGUUCUCAUCAGACUCACUACAACCAGUGGGGACAGCUCUGGGGAGGUCUGCACAUAGAGGGACAUGAGGAGAGGCACGUCAGGCUCAAGGGUUACAGGGACCACUCAUUUGGUGUGAGAGACUGGGGCUUCAUGUAUCGCUACAUAGUUCAUUUUGCUUACUUAGAGGAUGGCUCCUGCCUUCAAGUAGCUACAGUUUGUUUUCCAACAACCAUGUCAGAUCUGAGGACAGGCUAUGUCUUCACCCCUAAUGGGAAAAUGCAGGCAGUGUCAGAUGUGGACUUGGUGUUGUCAAGUAUUGGGGAGGAUGGAAACAUGCCUCACAACUACUCCUUCAGCUUUGUGGCAGGAGGUAAGAAGUACGAUGUGCAUGUGGAAAUAUACUGUCAAUCUACCUGGUACAAUGGGCUUCAGUGGGAAUCUCGUGUACACGAACGGCUGGCUAACUUCACUGUGAAUGGCCUGAGUGGUUGGGGAGUUUGUGAGUUUAAUUACAAGAACACUACUGGCUGUCCACUGCCGCCCCGUGAGUCCAGACCCCAGCAGCCCCUGCCGGACAUCACCAGUACACACAGGAAGCUGCUGGUUCUGUCCCUGUCCAGUCCAGUCUGCCGCUGUACGGAACUGGUCGGAGGGAAAGGGGGCAGUCUUGCCACACUGACUGCUCUGCAGAGCAAAGGCACAAUGUUUAAGGUUCCCUCUGGGUUCUGUGUUACCAUGGCAGCCAUGGAAUUGCAGCUGAAGAGUCAUCCAACAUUGAAAUCAAAGCUAGAAGAACUGAAGCAGAUCUCUUGUACCGGCCAGGUAGAGGCACUGCAGGAAAUUUGCCAGAGUGUUGGGGAAAUGUUCACAUCUGUUGCUCUGGCACCAGAAGUGAGAGAAGCCAUCCAAGCUGAACUGGGUAACCCGAGUGACAGCCAGUUUGCUGUUCGUUCAUCUGCUAUUGGUGAAGACACAGAAGAGAUGUCAGCAGCAGGACAGAUGAUAACAGAGCUGGGUGUCCGAGGGCUGGAUCAGAUUUGUGACUCAGUCCAGAAGUGUUGGGCCUCACUCUAUGGGUUUCCUGCUGUCCAGUACAGAAGACAACAUGGCCAGCCUAUUGGGUCGUCCAUGGCUGUGGUGGUACAGGAGAUGGUCCCAGCAGAAGUAGCAGGUGUCCUUUUCACCCAGCACCCUGUAACUGGACAUCCAGGCAAGAUGGUUAUCAAUGCCAACUACGGACUGGGAGAGUCUGUAGUGAGUGGUGAGUCCCAUCCUGACACCAUCACCCUGUCCCGCAGUGUGGACGGCUCAUGUCAGGUGGAAGGUGUAGAUCUAGGCAGCAAGACUCAACAGGUGGUUCCCCUAGAUGAAGGGGGGACAGAAGUGCAAGAAGUGACUUCAGCUCAGUCUGAGAAGUGCUGUCUAAGUAAUAACACAGCUGUCCAGCUCGGUCACAUUGCUGUACAGGUGGAAGAAGCCUAUGAUGGACCACAAGAUAUAGAAUGGGCAUUGAGCCAAGACACAGUGUAUCUAUUACAGGCUCGACCUAUCACCACAUUUGGCAUAGAGUCAGAGUGGGAACUGAUGCAUGAGUUUGACGCACCACUUUCAUCAGAGAAAGAAAUCAGCACCACUAGUAAUAUUGCAGAAAUGAUGCCAGGAGCAGUGACGCCCUUGACAGCAUCAACCUUUUCCCGUGCAAUAGAAUAUGGAUUGCAGAACAUAGCAGCCUCAGUAGGUGUGAGAACCCGCCAACCUUACUUCAAGAAGAUGGGGCUGUGUUUAGGGCACAUGUUCAUCAACAUGCAUAAUGUUGCUGAGAUCUAUGAGCAACAUGUGUCACUAGCAGACAAGAGAGUAGCUGAGAUGUCAUUAGUAGGAAGGUGCCUAGAAGAGCUCACAAUGGAUGACAUCAUUGAAUACCAUGGAAAAUCUUCUGUAUGGAGACGUAUUGUUCAUUCCUUCAAUUUUGUCAAGCAUCUGUACACAUCAAAACACAAGAUCCAGCAGUUGGAGCAAACUCUGACUACUUACAGCAUCCAUCGUCAUGACAAUGCCAUGGCGAUGUACCAAGAGAUCAACGAGAGGUUACCUGAAUGCUACCAGGCCUGGGCAGACCACAUGAGCUAUGGUGCUCGGUCAGCAGCCUGGAGCACAGUCCUGAUGAUGGUCCUGUCACAGGGAGGCAGAGAGUGGACAAUACAGCAUUUCUCUGACAUGGCUCAUUUCUACGUCAACUGUGAACAAGUGACCAGCGCAGAUGUGCCUGAUGCACUGGAGAAACUAGCAGUGAAGCUGAUAGAGGAGGGCCACAAGGAUAGACUGAUCUCCAUGUCUCCUCAGGAAGCUACAGCCUGGCUGCUGGGUGAUGACAGCGGUUCUUCUGGGCAGCUGUUCCAAACAUUCCUGGAGCUGCAUGGACACAGGUGUCUCAGGGAGGCAGAACUAAGAGAAAUGUCUUGGAGAGCAGACCCAGCCAAGGUGGUUCUAACCAUUCAGUCUAUGCUCAGGAAUAACCAGAUAGCCAGUAAAAAGGAGCCAUUCAACUUUGAUGAGGCAGUCAAGAAGAUCAAAUCACCAAUAACCAUGGCUGGCAGGUACAUCUUGAAGUGGACUCUCCCCUACGCACGACAAGGUGUGAUGGAGAGGGAGCAGAGCAAGUCAGCCGCAGUCAAAAUGGCCGACCAUUUCAAACAAGCCUACUGGUACCUGGCUUCACUAAUGGUUGCAGAGGGUCGUCUUCCUGAGGAGGACUUACUGUUCUUCCUGACACACCAGGAGAUCGGCACUCUUCUGCACAGUCGAUCUGCUGUGUUAGUGGCCAAAGCACUGCGAAGACGUCGCAUCCUGCCCAAGCAGAUGUCGCUCAAGUUCCCUGAGAUCUGCCACGGCCAUCCUGAACCUAUUGAGGUUGGUGCGUUGCCUGUGAGUGGGUCAGACCUGGUGCUGAAGGGCAUGCCGGUCAGCCACGGCACGGUGACCGCUCCGGCCAGGGUGGUGACCAGACUGGAGGAUGCAGGGACUAUCCAGGCAGGAGAGAUUUUGAUAGUCCAGAGCACAGACAUAGGCUGGAGUCCAUACUUCCCCUUACUGAGUGGGCUGGUCACUGAGCUGGGAGGGCUGAUUUCACAUGGUGCAGUGGUCGCCCGUGAGUACGGCCUCCCCUGUGUGGUGAGUGUGAAGCAUGCCACGGCGAUGUUCCAGACUGGAGACCUGGUGCUGCUGAAUGGCACCGAGGGAUCUGUCAGAAAACUCAACCCUAACAACCAAUAACUCAGAAAACUUAACCCUAGCAACCAAUAAAUCAGUCUGAACACUCAACCCUAAUAACCAAUAACUCAGCCAGAAAACUCAACCCUAACAACCAAUAACUCAGCCAGAAAACUCAACC
Branchiostoma belcheri (Belcher's lancelet) is the source of this 3750-nucleotide messenger RNA. Its product is annotated as putative phosphoenolpyruvate synthase. Gene Ontology annotation, biological process: phosphorylation. Gene Ontology annotation, molecular function: ATP binding; kinase activity. The coding region runs from base 156 to 3632 and encodes 1158 amino acids. The transcript has 37 exons. NCBI's taxonomy places the organism in Eukaryota, Metazoa, Chordata, Leptocardii, Amphioxiformes, Branchiostomatidae. The record is from RefSeq and is a predicted model, not a curated record.